AUGCGGGGAUCGGAUCCCACUCAAAAAUCGAUCCCAGCGCAUAUCUUCUUCGUCAAAGGGGCCCACCCAGGGGGCCCCCCUGGGGCCUCCCCCGGGGGCCCCUGGGGGCCCCGUGGAGGCCCCUGGGGGCCCCAGGGGCCCCCUCAGGGGCCAGACAAGCAGCAGCAGCAGCAGCAGCAGCAGAAGGAGCAGCAGCUGCAACAGCAGCAGCGGCAGCAGCAACAGCAGCAACUGAGGCUCCAGGCAGCCGGGCCGCAGCAGCAGCAGCAGCAGCAGCUCCGGCAGCAGAAUGAGCAACAGCAGAAGCGCAGCAGCCCUGCUGCUGCUGCGGCAGCAGCUGCAGCAGCACGUGUCUCUACCCCAGUGUCGAGGCUGCAGCAGCACGCGCAGCCCAGCGCCACGAGCUGGAAGCAGCAGCAGCAGCAGCAGCAGCAGCAGCAGCGGAAGCAGCCCCCAGAGCUUCGCUGCCUCCUUCGUCUCCUCGCCUCGUCACAUGGAGAGUGUCUCUUCUCUGCAGCGCAGCAUGCGCCAAUUACGGAAUCGCUGGCUGUGGGGCGGCCACUGCUGGGGGGCCCCUGGACCCUCGUGGACUCCUCGGGGGCCCUCUGCAGCAGCAGAGACUUUUUAGGGUUUUACCCCCUCAUAUAUUUUGGGUUUAGUUUUUGUCCGGACAUUUGUCCCAAAGAACUUGAAAAACUUGCCCAAGUCGUCGAACUCAUCGACAAAGAGCACGGAGAAGUUGUGCAGCCCAUCUUCAUAACAGUGGACCCUGCAAGAGACACUGUGGCCCAAGUUGCUGCUUACUGCAAAGAGUUCCACCCCAGGCUUGUGGGGCUGACGGGCACCCCGGGUCAAAUAAAAGACGUGACGCGCAAGUUUAGGGUUUAUUUCAACGAGACAGCGAGGACAGGAGAUGAGGAGUAUCUCGUGGACCAUUCUAUCAUACAGUACUUCAUGGGCCUUGACGGGUCUUUCAAGGAUUUCUUUGGCCAAAAUAUGACAGCACGAGAAAUCGCGCAAAAGAUUUCAAGACAUAUAAAAGAAGACAAGCUCAAGAAGAAAGAGAAGAAACGGGCAGCUGAGGCUGAUGAGGACUGA
This is a messenger RNA of Eimeria tenella, 1098 nucleotides long. RefSeq names its product SCO1/SenC domain-containing protein, putative. Gene Ontology annotation, biological process: mitochondrial respiratory chain complex IV assembly. The transcript is spliced from 9 exons. Lineage: Eukaryota; Apicomplexa; Conoidasida; Eucoccidiorida; Eimeriidae. The record is from RefSeq and is a predicted model, not a curated record. The coding region runs from base 1 to 1098 and encodes 365 amino acids.